UAAAUCAGAUAAAAAUAUUUAUACCUAGAUCUAUGAAAUGGAGCAUAACAGAGUGCCUUGAUUGUAACACUUCACAUGAGAGGUGAGGUGGCUAGGAUAUUUGUGUUUUAAACUAGGUUGUGACGUGACAAGAACUUCAAGACACUUAGGCCACGAUUACCAUCAUAAACUUUUACUUUUAGAAAUUGUGUUGUUUAGAAUGUACUUGGUUCUAUAUGCACCUGUGAUUUUUACCAGGAAGUGCGAAUGUAUUGAUUGAAGUACCUAAAUCUCGCGCAUGCGUGUCCUUUGUGUACACACAUAGGACUCGGAUAACAAAGCAAUGGCUUCACCUCCUCAGACGGGUGUACCCUACCUGGCCAUGAAUUCUAACCAAGGUCCUGCUCCACAGUUCACAUUGGUCAAUAUGGGCCAAGGUGGCAACAACUAUGUACAGGCUCCAGCGCAGAAUCAGAACUCAACGACCAACCUCGAUGUAUUCAUGUGGGUGCUGACAGCUUUCUCUACAGUGGUGGCCUGUCCCAUUGGAAUUUUUUCCAUAUGUUAUGCGUACAUGUCCAAGAAUGAAGCAUUUUAUCCAAUGAGGAGAUACUACAGAUUUACUGCCAUGCUGGUGGCGGCUGUAGCCGUGUUUUCUUUUGUAAUCACGGUCACCUGGACCAUGGCCAUAUUUGCAAGAUACGACUGAUGAAUAACUCCUAUCGGACGUUUGUGCUCAGACGCGAGGGUAUCCAUUUCAGGACAAUGUGAAAGAUAUAUCCUCAUUAAGAGUGUAUUUAUAAAUAUGUCUAGACAUAAUUAUUUUGUAUUUCUGAUUCGAUUAUUUGAUAUGUAUACCUAUGUUUAACUGGAUGUGUACUUUUAAUGCAAAGAAGAACAUCUGAUGUGUUUUUGAAACUCUAUGAGUAAACAUAUGUACUAAUUUA
Messenger RNA from Ostrea edulis (European flat oyster), 926 nucleotides. RefSeq lists its product as uncharacterized. Bases 323 to 688 code for a protein of 121 amino acids. The transcript has 4 exons. NCBI's taxonomy places the organism in Eukaryota, Metazoa, Mollusca, Bivalvia, Ostreida, Ostreidae. The record is from RefSeq and is a predicted model, not a curated record.